GAGCGCGGUAAAGAGUGAAUCAUGAGUGAACUUUGCCGGGUGAGUGAGUGAUAAGGAAGACAGGUCAAAGACGCGUGCAAGAUGCCUCGACCAUCGCGCGAGUCGUAUGGCGACCAGAAACCACCGUACUCCUACAUCUCCCUGACGGCCAUGGCGAUCUGGAGCUCCCCGGAGAAGAUGCUGCCACUCAGUGAGAUCUACAAGUUCAUCACGGAUCGCUUUCCGUACUACCGGAAGAACACGCAGCGCUGGCAGAAUUCCCUGCGGCACAAUCUCAGCUUCAACGACUGUUUCGUUAAGGUGCCCAGACGGCCGGAUCGGCCCGGCAAGGGCGCAUAUUGGACGCUGCAUCCUCAGGCUUUUGACAUGUUCGAGAACGGCAGCCUCUUGCGCCGGCGGAAGCGCUUCAAGCUGCACAAAUCGGACAAGGAUCUGUUGAACGAGGAAUUGGCCGCCCUGGCCAACAUCAACCGCUUCUUCUUCACCGGACACGAUGGCCUGCCGGACGCCAUGCCACCGCCGCUGCCACCAUCGCCAGCCGCCCCGGCCGCCGUGGUGAGUCCGCCGCUGCGCCCCAGGACGCCGUCACCAGCAGCAACCCACCUGCCCAGCGAGAGGGCGACGCGGCCCAAGCGGGCCUUCACCAUAGAAUCUCUCAUCACGCCAGAUCGCAAGGACAGCCCGGAGGAUCUGGGGAGACGCCACCCGCCGCCUAUAACGCACGCGCCGCCUGUGGCCCUGCAGGCUCCCUUCCUGCAGUACCCACCACAUCCGCCGCUGCCCUACGACCUGCCCGUGCACCCGCUGCUCAUGAUGACGGCGCCCCUGGGCGGCCUGCAGCCGGCCUACUUCGGCCAGGCCGUCUAUCCCGCCCUGGCGCUGCACCAUCACGCCCCCGAGCUCGCCCGCAUGCCGCCGUCCGCCCUGCGAACCGUCUGAGGCGCCGCCGCGACUCCUAGUCCUAUUCCAGCUCACCGCAGGUCGGCCUACCAGUGAGUCUCAUCAAGUAUUCGAAAAACAAGGUUGCCAAUUGCAAACAAUUGAACGUUGGACGAUGCUGAAGAAAACUACCAAGCUAAGUAGCGCGAUUGUAAGUUAAAACUCUCGGAUUUAGAGCAUUCCUAUCUUUAUUGUUAAGCUAAAACUGACGAGAUGUUUUGUGAAAGAGGACUUUUCAGUAAUCUCUUAGAAAGUUAGAAAAUUCAAGACUGGGAAUAUUUUAAGAGAUCACUGAAAGUUUUGUGAUUUUGUG
Messenger RNA from Phlebotomus argentipes, 1252 nucleotides. RefSeq names its product fork head domain-containing protein FD4-like. Gene Ontology annotation, molecular function: DNA-binding transcription factor activity, RNA polymerase II-specific; RNA polymerase II cis-regulatory region sequence-specific DNA binding. The record is from RefSeq and is a predicted model, not a curated record. The coding region runs from base 82 to 939 and encodes 285 amino acids. Gene Ontology annotation, biological process: anatomical structure morphogenesis; cell differentiation; regulation of transcription by RNA polymerase II. The transcript has a single exon. Lineage: Eukaryota; Metazoa; Arthropoda; Insecta; Diptera; Psychodidae.